Messenger RNA from Bombyx mori (domestic silkworm), 1449 nucleotides. RefSeq names its product thioredoxin-like protein 4A (gene Dim1). Gene Ontology annotation, biological process: mRNA splicing, via spliceosome. Gene Ontology annotation, cellular component: spliceosomal complex; U4/U6 x U5 tri-snRNP complex; U5 snRNP. Lineage: Eukaryota; Metazoa; Arthropoda; Insecta; Lepidoptera; Bombycidae. The record is from RefSeq and is a predicted model, not a curated record. The transcript has 3 exons. Bases 811 to 1239 code for a protein of 142 amino acids.
CGUGCGACCGACGCCGCGACGCCUCGCAGGAUUCGUAAAAAUACGGAGGGUCGAUAAAGAAAAAUUGAAUAACGCGCACGCGCCGCGCCGGUCGCUGCACAAAAUUAUUAAUUUUAUUUAAUUUAAAUCCUAUAACCUAUAUCCUAUACCUAUAUAAUUUAAUUUAAAUACCUUGUUGUACCUAUAAGAGUUGUAACGAUAAAAUAUAUGAUUAACAUUAAAGCCUCAAAUAAAUAAACUUCACCUCAUUUCAUCCAUAUCAUUAUUAACUUCAUAUUAAAUUGAUAUAAAUAACAGAAUAAUUCCAUGAAAGAUUACGCUGUAUGGACUGAUACCUCCGCCUUUCUUGUUGGAAAAUGGAACUGCUACUGUCAUACGUCAUACUGUGGUCUGUGAUUUUUUUUAAGGUAUUUUAUGACCUGGUAAAAGUCAGUGUUUGUAAAUUUACUCAUAGAAUAGUCAUAUCUUAAUACCUACAUAUUAUUAAAUAAUUAUAAAUUUAAAGUUCUCUAUUUCACAGAACAUUCUUUUUGUUAUGAAGUAACAAAAAAGACAACGCCUGCUCUAAACUUUUUGAACACACUUCUAUAGAAAACGUGAACAGUGACGAGAAACAAAAUGUGAGAAUAAAAUAACUUUGGAAUGUCUUAGAUGUGAAAGGCAAAUUUCAGUGAGCAAAAUAAUAUCAAUAUUUGUUCAGUGGUCCUACAACACGAUUAUAUUUUGCUCAUAGCAAUAGCAAUUUCCAGAAAAAAGAAUACAGGAAUAAUCGUUUGUUUGAAAUAAUACGUAAAGUAGUUUAUUUGCAAAAUGAGUUAUAUGCUAGGACAUCUACACAAUGGUUGGCAAGUAGAUCAGGCCAUUCUAUCAGAAGAAGACCGUGUAGUGGUUAUAAGGUUUGGACACGACUGGGACCCAACAUGUAUGAAAAUGGAUGAAGUAUUAUACAGCAUUGCGGAAAAAGUAAAAAAUUUUGCUGUCAUAUAUUUAGUUGACAUUACAGAAGUUCCAGAUUUUAAUAAAAUGUAUGAAUUAUACGAUCCAUGCACAGUGAUGUUCUUCUUCCGCAACAAACACAUAAUGAUUGACUUGGGGACUGGCAACAACAAUAAAAUCAACUGGCCUCUCGAAGACAAGCAGGAGAUGAUUGAUAUUAUUGAAACUGUGUACAGAGGGGCAAGAAAAGGACGAGGUCUUGUUGUCUCACCGAAAGAUUACUCUACCAAAUACAGAUAUUAGUUUAAUUUAAAAUAAUGUUCCACCUGAAUGGUCUAGUAAUUUGUAAUCAUAUCUGACAUCAUAGUCAUCAUAAAUUUAGUAAUGUAACUUUUUUUAUAUAAAAAUAAGAACUAUACAUAUUACAUUAUAACUCAUGUGUUUUUGGAAUUAUGCUGUUCUUCCUGAUAUUAAACAAAGUAAAAGUAGAAUAAAUGACAAGUUUUAUGCUGA